Molecule: messenger RNA, 887 nt
Organism: Caenorhabditis auriculariae
Lineage: Eukaryota; Metazoa; Nematoda; Chromadorea; Rhabditida; Rhabditidae
Source: the annotation of a GenBank genome assembly
AUGAUGAAUCAAGCGCUUUGGUCGGUGUGCAUCGUAGCGUUGCUGUGUGCGGUGAAUGGACUUCCAAGAAGUGGCAUCCGUCGAUCGCUUCUAGGUUUCAUUUUGAUCCCUUCUUCCAAACAUUUUCAAAGAGGAGUUGUGUUUUAAUUGAAAUAUUUUUUCAAUUCCGUUCUUUUAGAAUUUCGUAGGCAUAUGCGGCGGUUUGUUCCCUGACCACCGUUUCAAAAGAAACGCGUCACAGUUAAUUUUUUGCUGUCUAACAGCCUGUACCUUAACUCUCAAAUUGAAUCAAGGGUUUUGUUGAUGAGAAACGAAAAGAAUCGACAGGACACGGCGGCGACUGCAGUCGGGCGUCGCUCGAGUCGUUCUGCACGAAAGAGGACGAGCUCUGUCUCAGGACGGCCUGCAGUCACUGCAUCCUCCGCGACCCCUUCAAUCCUUUUUGUGAGCCAACUUUUGUUUUCCCUCAUUCCAAGCUUUCACUUCUGAAAAGUCAGCAGACCAUAUAAAUAACCGGUAGUUUCCAUUUUUUCUCUCUCAAAUUUUUUUUUUCUUUUGAGCAAAAUCAGACGCCGUUAAGAUUCAUAACAGCUACAUAAGCGGUCUUUCCACUCGAAACUUUGAAAUUUGCUGAUAGUUUUUUGAAACUCUUGACAUAAAAUGGGAAAAUUUUGAAAAACCGCAAAAUUCGUUAAGAAUUUUUCAGUUGUUGCAGUUUUAUCAAAGAAGAUGAUAUUUCCUAUUUUAUAAAAAAGUCACGCUCAAGAAGUUUUUGAUCGAAGGGAAUCGCAUUUGCAGCGUCGUUCUGCAUGCGACUGACGACGUGCGUCUGCUCGAUCAGUCCGGACGCCGACUGCGUCGCGAAAAUCGAGAACGGCUGCUACUGA